Labeo rohita (rohu) is the source of this 6710-nucleotide messenger RNA. It is a transcript of the gene pcbp3, whose product is annotated as poly(rC) binding protein 3. Gene Ontology annotation, cellular component: cytoplasm; nucleus. Gene Ontology annotation, biological process: regulation of gene expression; regulation of RNA metabolic process. Gene Ontology annotation, molecular function: mRNA binding. NCBI's taxonomy places the organism in Eukaryota, Metazoa, Chordata, Actinopteri, Cypriniformes, Cyprinidae. The transcript is spliced from 18 exons. Bases 787 to 1839 code for a protein of 350 amino acids. The record is from RefSeq and is a predicted model, not a curated record.
CACGGGGAACAAUCUGCAGCUGACUGCAAUCUCUAGCGCUGGCACAGGAAAUCUAUAUUUAGCAGCAAUGGCUGCAGGUACUGGUGUCUGCCUCUAUGCCUCUGUGCCAGAGGGAUAAAGAGAAAAAGACAGAGGACUAGUGCUUCAUAUCCCCCCUCUGGCCUCCCCGUCUCCCUGCUCCCUGUCACUCCAUCCUUCCUUCCUCCCUCCCGGACCACCCGUCAGCGGCUGGAUCAACCCGCCCGGACCCUCCUCCCACAACCCCUUUGACUAUCCUCACUUCACCGUCCCGUCUUGUGAACUGAGUGCAGGAUUUUCUUAUUGCUUGGAGUUGAAGACCGGAUUUGGCAGUGCAGUCACAGACAAUCUUGGUUUGGAAGAGUAAAAGAAAACCUUUAAAUAAAAGUAAACCUCUUGUACAGAGAAGCAGCGAGUUGCUCAGGGUGAGGUACACUGGACAGACGGAACUCUCCCAAGUCGUCUGGAAGUGUGGCAGCACGUGGUCACAUGACCUGGAAGAGAAAACCCAAGAGAUUUCUAGGAUCCCUCUCUGAAUGGGCCGGUUAUCAACCUGGAAAGAAGUCUAAAGGCUGAUGAACUGAUCCGCACAGCGACACAGCUGCGCUCUCUUCCCCUCUUCGUUUGUCCAGUCUCUCCAUUUAUGUCCUGAGAUCCACAACUUUCUGCAACUCUGGUGACUGGUUGGCUGCUGUACCAUCAUUCUCGUCCUACUCCUGGGGAUUUCCUGUCACGUGACCAUAUUCCUGCUUCACCUCCACUCCUAGUAUGGAACCCAACAAAGUCCAGUCAGAGGGCGGGCUGAAUGUGACCCUGACCAUCCGGCUUCUCAUGCACGGCAAGGAAGUGGGAAGCAUCAUUGGAAAGAAAGGGGAAACUGUGAAGAAGAUGCGUGAAGAGAGCGGUGCUCGCAUCAACAUCUCAGAAGGAAACUGUCCUGAGAGGAUCGUCACCAUCACUGGACCCACAGAUGCCAUCUUUAAGGCCUUCGCUAUGAUCGCAUACAAGUUUGAAGAGGAUAUAAUCAACUCCAUGAGCAACAGCCCAGCCACCAGUAAGCCCCCUGUCACUUUGCGCCUCGUGGUGCCCGCCAGUCAGUGCGGCUCCCUCAUUGGCAAAGGAGGCUCAAAAAUCAAAGAAAUGAGAGAGUCCACAGGAGCUCAGGUGCAGGUAGCAGGGGACAUGCUGCCUAACUCCACAGAGCGCGCAGUGACAAUCUCCGGCACCCCGGAAGCCAUCAUCCAGUGUGUCAAACAGAUAUGUGUGGUCAUGCUGGAGUCCCCACCGAAAGGUGCCACCAUUCCCUACCGCCCAAAGCCCGCCUCCACCCCCGUCAUUUUUUCAGGUGGCCAGGUAAGAGCCGACCCGCUGGCGGCGUCCGCAGCCAACCUCAGCCUUUUACUGCAGCACCAGCCACUGCCUGCCUACACAAUUCAGGGACAAUAUGCCAUUCCACACCCAGAUCAGUUGACCAAGCUCCACCAGUUGGCUAUGCAGCAAACCCCCUUUACCCCCCUCGGACAGACCACCCCUGCUUUCCCUGGUUUGGAUGCCAGUCCCCCGGCCAGUACUCAUGAACUCACCAUUCCCAAUGAUCUAAUAGGCUGCAUAAUCGGGCGCCAGGGAACCAAAAUCAACGAGAUCCGUCAGAUGUCUGGAGCCCAGAUCAAAAUAGCUAAUGCCAUGGAAGGGUCAUCAGAGCGCCAGAUCACCAUUACAGGAACCCCCGCCAACAUCAGCCUUGCCCAGUACCUCAUCAACGCAAGGUUCAGAGACGUGGCCGCCAUGUGGAAUGACCCCUCAUCAAUGACUACAUCCUGAAGCCCCAAACUGCUUUCAUUAUCUGAAGCUAUCAGCAGCUGAUUCCUAAUAAAUGCUAUAUAUAUAUAUACAAUCUUCCCUUAGAACACACCAACCUUUCCCUUAAACCCCAUGGUCAACUUCAUCAGUAGCUACAUUCAUGUAGGCAGACUACUGACAUGUUUAAAAAAGGAAAAAACAAAAAAAAAAGCAGGACAACCGUAGUAUGAUUUGUUCAUGUUAUGCAGUGUUUCAGUGUAGUAUUUUAGCAUGCUGAAUGCUUGGAUCUUGUUAUAUAUUUAUUUAUUAUUAUUAGAUUAGUUCAGUAUGGUUGCUGUAGUUAAGAUUUCAAAAAUGUAAAAAGUGCAUUGCAUCCAAUAGCAUUUUCUAGCAAUGCUGUUGGCAAGGAGCUAGUGAUGUGAUGCAGGUGUUGUAACGCAUGUCAGAAUCGAGGAGAUGUUGGAAACUGUGUUUCUUUAAAAGCGGAAGAGAUUUUAUUUUUACAUUUGAUUGUUUUCUGCAUAACCGAAUCGACAGUAGUGCAUGCUUAUUACUCGCCGUGGAGAGCAACGAGGCGGAAAAAGCUAUCGUUCUUGUACAGAAGUGUCAAAUGCUUUCAGAAUUAUUUUAUGUUAUCUAUUUUUUCUAUCUUUUCCUUACCCCUUCCCCUUUUUCCUCUUCCCUUAACUAUUCUAGGCUGACGUCUGAGGUCACUGGAAUGGGCACUCUCUAAUUUCUACCCAUGAUCCUUCACUGCAUCACAUGACCCUUGAGCCAAUGGCAUUGCACCUAGUUUGUUUUCUCUCUGUACUUUUGCUGUCCUGUAUUUUCAGUAAUUCUAAACUCAUUUCUAUUCUAUAAUGUGCACAUAUUUAAAAUCUCAGUUUGAUGUUCCUCCUACUCAACCUUUGUUGUGCUCCUUUGAUUAUUACCUUCUUAUAAUUAUUUUAAAAGACACUUUAUAUUUUUUUUUACUCUCUAGUACCUCACGUCACCGUUGUCCUGUUUUGGCAUCGCUUUCACUGUGAAUUCACGUUUUCCAGUCCGUAUUUUGUGGGUGUGGUACAGCAAAGCCAAUGAAAUCCUCAACUUUCCCAGGCCAGAUUGAGUUAGUCAUUUUUAAAGUAGCAGUCCUGUGCUUUUUGCUCCAGGACUUUGCGCACCGGGUACCUUACAACAGUGCAUCUCAUACAUGAAUAAUGAAACAAACUGAUGGAGUUGGAAUGUUUGCACCACGCCUGUGCGAUUUGUUUUGCAUCUGUCAUUGUGGCAUGCAGAGUAACACAGAGAAUCCAUUAUUAGCUUCUUGUAUUCACUUUCAGAACCGAGCGGAAGAAGAAAAUCAGCGUGGAAACAAACGAUAUGAGGAUGUAUAACCCGCGCUCACAGCUUUACGGCAUGCUGAGCCAUUUCAAUUCAGCCCACAAUCUAAGUUUAAGUAAUUGAAUAUAUUACAGCAGAAUUAUUUAUAGGAUAUUUUUAUAUGCGACAUGUUUUUGCAGUAGUAUGAGAAAUACAGGGGCUUUAUUCCUUUGGAAGUGAAUACAGAUGUGCUGAUAAUGAAAUCUGCGCCAUGCUCCUCUACCAUAUGCUCUUUCUCUCUGUGAGUAUGGUAAACUCUCAUGAAGGGUCCAAAAUUAACUUUUUGCCACUCCUGAACACUUGGGAUUAAUAUUUUGUAACUGCCAUGAAAAUCUACUUUGCAUUAUUUUUGGGAUCUGAACCACAGGCCUCUUUUAUGAGGAACAAGUUGGGAUUUCUGAAGGCAAAAAUUAAUGUGAAAAUGUUUUUAUUUUUAGGAUCCACAUCAUGGUCUUGUUUGUAAAAUGCGCUUAUGACCAGAUUUGAUUCCUAAAUUCCAUGGAGUUCAUCCUGUGUCAAUCGUGAGGAAGAAAUCGGAAUUUAUAAAGGCAAAAACUGACGUAAAAAUGUUUUAUGCAUAUGCAUUUUGCAUUUUGAUAUUAACAUAUAUAAUUGAAUAGAAUAUUGUUCUUAAAAAUGUUCACUGCCGUUCAAAGGUUUGACUUCAGUAAGAUUUGUGAUGUUUUUUUUAAAGAGGAUUAUUAUGCUCAUUGAGGCUGCAUAUAUUUAUAAAAUAACUGUUUUCUAUGUGAAUAUAUUUUAAAAUGUAAUUUAUUCAUGUGAUGCAAAGCUGAAUUUUCAGCGUUAUUACCUCAGCAUUCAGUGUCACAUGAUUCUUCAGAAAUCAUUCUAAUAUGUUGAUUUAUUAUCAAUGUUGAAAACAGUUAUGCUGCUUAAUAUUCAGUUGGAACCUGUGAUACUUUUUUUACAGGAUUCUUUAAUAAAUAUAAAGUUAAAAAGAACAGCAUUUGUUUAAAAUAGAAAUCAUUUAUAACAAUAUAAAUGACCAUUUAAAAGUUUGUGGUCAGUAAAUUUUUCUUUUUUCUUUUUUUGAAAGAAAGUAAUAUUUUUAUUCAUCAAGGAUGUGAUAAGUUGCUAAAUUAACUUUAUAUUCAUCAAAGAGUCCUGAAAAAAAAUCACAGGUUCCAAAAAAAGAAUAGAAUGAAAUAGAAUGAUUUCUGAAGCAUCAUGUGACACUGAAGACAGGAGUAAUGGCUAAUGAAAAUUCACCUUUGCAUCACAGAAAUAAAUUAUAUUUUAAAAUAUAUUAAGAAAGAAAACUAUUAUUUUGAACUGUUAUAAUAUUUCACAAUAUUACUGCUUUGUGUGUAUUUUUGAUCAAGUAAAUACAGCCUUGAUGAGCAUAAGAGACUUCUUUAAAAAAAAUACUGAAAAGCCCUACUGAUCCCAGACUUUUGAACGACAAUGCGUAUGGACAUUUUAUAAAUCGGUUAUAGGAACACCUUGGAAACUGUUGUAUGUUCACAUUUAGAAUCAUAAAAAGUCUUUAUAAAUGAGGCUCUGAUAUCACAUUACAAUCUUAUUCAACUUUGAUCAAUUUGUACUCAGAUUUGGCAGUUGGCGAGUGUUCAUUUUGGACCCUGCCCUCAUGCGUCCAGCUCCACACUUCAUUUCUGACGGUGUUUUCCAUAUUGCUCUCCAAAACCAUACUUGUCAAUCGAACUGAAAGACAUGCACAGGCUCUGCAUGCGUCUGACGAAACUAAGAGGUCGUUCUCCACUGACAGCUUUUGAAACAUGCGCACACACAGUCGACACAGCUGCCAUGGCCAUAUUUCUGCUAUACAUCCCAAGAGCGCUUUGUUAUUUUCCCUAGGCCACUCUUCAAUGAUAAGUCAAUAUAUUUGUAUCUCGGGCUCUGGAAUGUUCAUGGGUUUUGGCCAGACUUUCAAAAAUGAUGGCAGAUUUAGCACCCUGGUCUGCUCUUAAACAUGAUUGUUUCUUUAUGACAGUUGUUUAGCUUCAGUUAAAGCCACUGUGUAUUUUUAUUAUUAUUAUUCUUGAUUGUGUCUCCUCCUGCUGAUGUAGCCUUACUUAGCUCUAAUAAUAUGUUUCUCACAUGCAAAAUUUGAUUGACUUUAAGCUAUUUAUGUUGCAUGUUUUGCUGUGAUUAAUUAUUAUUAAUUAAUGAUGCAUACAGAUUCUUUCCCAUUGCUUUAUCCACAUGUUCAAUUAUAAUUUCAUCCCUGACCAGAAGAAGAUUUGUGUAAUUUCUCCGCUUUCUUUAGGCGGCCUGACUGGCAUAAGAUGUUGUAAUAAAUGUGAAGAUGCUCUGGGUCGGUAUGGUACAUGCAUCUCAUUAGGCAAUUAUAUAAAGACCCUGACGCCACUGAAGUGCUUUUCAAGUCUGGAGACCUUAAAAAUGAAUGUGUGCUGCCAUAAAUCCCAUUUGUGUUGUAAAUAACUGUUGAGAAAUUCUUGAGUCUUGUAUAUUUGGAGAUGCUACAAAAAAUGAGUUACCUCCCUCUAAAAUUAAUAUGUCAUGCCAUGCAUGUUGAAGAUUAGCAGCAAGGCACUCAAUUUGUUAUUUUUCCACACAAAACCUGUUUAGUCAGUGUACUGAAGCAUUUCAUCCUUUGACUUCCAUUCAAACAGACAGGGGAAUGAUUGAAGUCAUUAUUUUUGCAAUUUUGUUUGUUGCCGCUGGUGGCGCAGAAAUUACACACUUCAAUUCUCACCCAGCCAAAACUGUCAGUGUUGUUUUGCUAUAGUUAAGCAAUUUAUUUCCAGUACUGAAGCCCUCUGAUUAAGCUCUGAACGGUUCCCAAUUUUUUCCUGAAGAUUGCGACUAAGCUGAGGUCGUGUUGAGUUCCGCUUUUAUCCAAAUUGGAACUUUUUCACUCAGCAAUCAAUAUGUAUUUCAUCCUCCACAUUUAAAUGUGUAAAAUGUGGUAUCGAGGCUGAAAGUUGAAUGUAACUGCUUCAACGUGAUUCAUUAUUCAAACUCUAGUUUACCUUUCUUGCCAUUUUCCAAUUGCAUGGUUUUUUACAUGAGAAUAUGUAAUCAUGCACUUGAAGGAACAAUUUUUUUUUUUACAGAUUAAUUAUAGGAAAUUCUGGAAGCAUGUUUUUGCCAAGGGACAGAAAAUAAAUAAAUAAAGGAAAUUGCAGCUUUUCAUCUGACAAUUUGGAUUUUUUUCCAUCAUACUUUUGAGUUUAUUUCUCAUAAUUUGGACUUUUUUCUCAGAAUUUCAGCUGUAAACUGCAGUUUUGAGAAGAAAAGUCACUAUUGUGAGAUAAAACAUUACAAUUAUUUAGUUUUGUUAUUCCAUGCAGGAGAAAAAAAAUUCUACACUCCUAAAAAUAAAGGUUCUUUAUUGCCAUUGAUAGUUCCAUGAAGAACCCUUAACAUCCAUGGAAACACAAAAGGUUCUUUAUAGUGGAAAAAGGUUAAAAUGUUUUUCAGAUUUAAAAAAAAAAAAAAAAAAAACGGUUCACUGAAAGGUUCUUUGGGGAACCAUAAAUGUGACCCUGGUCCACAAAACUAUAAGGUCUUUUUUUUUUUUUAAA